This is a messenger RNA of Penicillium malachiteum, 741 nucleotides long. RefSeq names its product YEATS domain-containing protein YAF9 (gene yaf9). Bases 1 to 741 code for a protein of 246 amino acids. The record is from RefSeq and is a predicted model, not a curated record. The transcript is spliced from 3 exons. Lineage: Eukaryota; Fungi; Ascomycota; Eurotiomycetes; Eurotiales; Aspergillaceae. Gene Ontology annotation, biological process: regulation of DNA-templated transcription.
AUGCCCUCAACACCAGCUAACAAGCGUGUCCGAGGAGUCUCAGUAUUCCGCCCAUUCAUCUUCGGCAGCGAAGCGCAACCAUUUGACCCCGAGAAGAGACCCGCCAACGCACCUCCAGACCACACUCACCAAUGGCGCGUUUUCGUAAAAGGCAUCAACGACGAAGACAUCUCCUACUGGCUGAAAAAAGUCCAAUUCAAACUGCACGAGACCUACGCACAAAACGUCCGCACAAUCGAAGCCCCGCCAUUCGAAGUCGUCGAAACAGGAUGGGGUGAAUUCGAGAUCCAAAUCAAACUAUACUUCGUUCCAGAGUCCAACGAAAAACCACAAACACUUUGGCACAGCCUAAAACUCCAUCCCUAUGGUCCUGAUGCGGAGGGAAUGAAAGAACGUCGCGAGGUCGUCAUCAGUCAGAAUUAUGAGGAAAUCAUCUUUAAUGAACCUGUUGAACCUUUCUACGAGGUUCUUACUGGUGGUGCGGCUGGUGCGGCCCCAAGGGCCAAGGGGAAGAAUUCUAAGCAAGGGGCUGGUCGCACAGCUGAGAUUCCGACUAGCGAUACACCGAAGAAUCCUUAUUCUAGAGUUACGGAGAAUAAGGAGCUUGAUCGCAUGGCUGAGGCGAUGAAAACGGUCGAUUCGAUGAUUAAAGAUGAGAAGGAUCGCCUUGUUGAGCGGGAGAAGACUCUGGCGGAGUUAAGGGAAAGUGAAGGGGUUCCUACUUCGACGAAGAAGAGGUGA